Messenger RNA from Fusarium sp. VM40, 1149 nucleotides. The record is from the annotation of a GenBank genome assembly. NCBI's taxonomy places the organism in Eukaryota, Fungi, Ascomycota, Sordariomycetes, Hypocreales, Nectriaceae.
AUGGCUAUGGGAGGGGAUGGACCUUGGGCCAUUGGUGUGAUGUGGGCGUUGACUGUGGUGGUAUUCAUCUUUGUUCUGUUGCGAGUAUACACCCGAGUUGUCGUCGUCCAAUCAUUUGGUGUUGAUGACCAUGUCUUCAAUCUGGCGUUUGUUUUUCUUCUAUUCUACACAAGUUUUACGACUACAUCAGCGCAUUAUGGCUUUGGGCAGAACAUCCCCGACAUCGUAGCCCGCAACCCCGAAGAUUUGCCCUUUGCAAUUUUGUUUGAGGCCAUCGGACAAACCUUCGCCGUUGUCGGCAUGGCAGUUGCCAAAUGGUCACUCGGACUAUUCUUACUUCGAAUCGUAAAGGAGACAUGGCAUAUGAUUGCCAUCUGGAUAUGUAUGGCUGCUCUAGCUGGCGCAUCAAUCUCGACUUGUUUUGUCUUCUGGCUACAAUGCACUCCUCCAAAGCAUCUAUGGGAUCGGCGAAUUCCAGGAAAGUGCACAAUUGACUCGACACCUGUUUCAAUGACCCUCUGCAUCCUUUGUGUUAUUGUCGACUUUUUCUUUGCUGGCUUCCCCUGGCUUUUCAUCUGGGCCCUGCAGAUGAACAAGCGAGAUAAAGUUGUCAUUCUUUGCAGUCUGAGUCUUGGUGUUAUCGCAGGUGCUUGUGGUAUCAAGCGAACUCUGGAGGUUCCCGAAUUGUCAAGCCCAAACUACACAAAGGCUACAGUUGGUCUUAUUGUCUGGUCAGCAGCCGAAAUUGCAGUGACAAUGAUUUGCAUCGGUAUCCCCGUCUGCCGACCUCUAUACAAACAAUAUCUCGACAAAUGGAUAUCCCGAGAUGGCAGCAAGUAUAAGGAACACAGCGCCGGCGCCUCAUACCCGCUGCAAACUAUUGGAGGGAGUUACAUCAAUGGAAACACGCCCGACAAGAACGACAGCAGCGAGGGCUGCAAGGUCGCUGAAUAUGAGAAGAAGAUUGGGAUUAAUGGCCCGUUUACAAAGACAAGGGUCUACUCCAAGCCCACGGAGAGAGUCCGGAGCGACGACCAGAGUGAUGAAUCGAUCUUGGGGCCAGAGUUUAGAAGAAACCAGCACGAUGACCUUGACGAGAGGGGAAUUCGGGUCACGUAUGAAGUUACGACUUCUCGGCAGGGCAUCUAG